Ziziphus jujuba (common jujube) is the source of this 2004-nucleotide messenger RNA. Its product is annotated as ferrochelatase-2, chloroplastic. Gene Ontology annotation, molecular function: protoporphyrin ferrochelatase activity. The transcript is spliced from 10 exons. Lineage: Eukaryota; Viridiplantae; Streptophyta; Magnoliopsida; Rosales; Rhamnaceae. Gene Ontology annotation, biological process: heme biosynthetic process. The coding region runs from base 113 to 1657 and encodes 514 amino acids. The record is from RefSeq and is a predicted model, not a curated record.
UGACCUAUCUCUCUCUUUCUCUCUCCACUGUACUGGUCCUCCUUUACCUUCACACACUCCCCGCAUUGUUGGGUUCAUUUCUUCGUUGUAUGACCUACUGUGACUCUCAGCUAUGGCCGAAUCCAUAGCAAUGCUUCCUUCAAGCAUCUCUUCCAAUGCUCCUUUGGACCAUCACCUUCGGUUGUUGCCUCGGUCACUGUGUAAUACUCAGAAACUCUAUCGCUGCCCCGAGGCUUGUAUGAGUGAUAGUCUAUCGAGGAAUUCCUUGGUUGCUAAAUACACUUCGACUCAAUCAUCGUUGUUGUUUGCUAAUAAACAAUCUCAAUCGCGUCAAAAGUGCUUGACUCCGUUAAAAGCUGUAGCGACUUCGGAGACUCCGGCUAAUUCCGCUUCGCCGCUCAUCGGAAAUGACAAGAUUGGGGUUUUAUUGCUCAAUCUUGGAGGUCCUGAGACUCUGGACGAUGUUCAGCCUUUUCUCUUUAAUCUCUUUGCUGAUCCGGAUAUUAUUCGACUUCCAAGGUUGUUCCGUUUUCUUCAAAAGCCCUUGGCACAAUUCAUAUCUGUUUUCAGGGCAUCCAAGAGCAAAGAAGGCUACGCCGCAAUUGGUGGUGGUUCUCCUCUUCGAAAAAUAACUGAUGCGCAGGCUGAAGAAUUGAGGAAGUCUCUCUGGUCAAAGAAUGUCCCAGCCAAGGUGUAUGUGGGAAUGCGAUAUUGGCAUCCAUUUACUGAGGAAGCUAUACAGCAGAUAAAAAGAGAUGGAAUUACAAAGCUUGUUGUCCUUCCACUUUAUCCACAAUUUUCAAUAUCAACUAGUGGUUCAAGCCUUCGACUCUUGGAGAGUAUAUUUAGGGAGGAUGAAUACUUAGUCAACAUGCAGCAUACAGUCAUACCUUCCUGGUACCAGCGUGAAGGGUAUAUAAAGGCCAUGGCAAAUUUGAUUGAGAUGGAGCUAAAAAUUUUUGACUCUCCCGAUAAGGUGGUGAUAUUCUUUAGUGCACAUGGGGUACCACUUGCGUAUGUGGAAGAGGCUGGUGAUCCUUACAAGGCAGAGAUGGAGGAAUGUGUAGAUCUUAUAAUUGAAGAAUUAGAGAAGAGAAAGAUAACUAAUGCAUAUACACUUGCUUAUCAGAGUAGGGUUGGACCUGUGGAAUGGUUGAAACCCUAUACAGAUGAGACAAUAAUCGAUCUUGGGAAAAAAGGUGUAAAAAGUCUGCUGGCUGUGCCUAUUAGCUUUGUGAGCGAGCACAUUGAAACUUUAGAAGAGAUUGAUGUUGAGUACAAAGAAUUGGCUCUAAAAUGUGGCAUAGAAAACUGGGGGCGUGUUCCUGCAUUAGGAUGUGAACCCGCCUUCAUUUCAGAUUUGGCAGAUGCUGUGAUCGAGAGUCUCCCAUACGUUGGAGCUAUGGCAGUCUCAAAUAUCGAAGCUCGACAGUCUUUAGUACCGCUUGGAAGUGUGGAAGAGUUACUGGCAGCAUAUGAUUCACAACGCAGGGAGCUUCCCCCACCGGUGACGGUGUGGGAAUGGGGAUGGACAAAAAGCGCAGAAACAUGGAAUGGGAGAGCAGCAAUGCUGGCAGUGCUUGUCCUACUGGUUCUAGAAGUCACCACAGGAGAAGGGUUUCUUCAUCAAUGGGGCAUUUUACCUUUGUUCCGUUGAGCAAUUAAAUCUCCAUCCUCUUCCUCUCCACCAAAAUUAAUGGAUCCCUAUCCUAUAAAUUUUUGAUUUCUUAGAUUUAAAAAAAAAAAAAAAAAAAAAACUCCUUUUUUCGUGUUCUUAACUUGAUCCAUACGUUUACUAGUUUUGGAUACGAAGGUACUAAUACUCAGUGCGUUACAUAAUGAUAUCAAAAUUUAGCUAGUGUAGAUGCUGUGCUUCUGUGUGCGGCAACGAACAGUAAAAAAAAAAAGAAAAAAAGAAAUGUUUGUAUCAUACUUGGUGUUGUAACACAAAAUUCCAUGGAUAAUGUAUAUUAUAAAAACUUUUAAAAUGUUUUUUUGAGCUUC